AUGGCAAAAAUAGUUCAGGGUGCUGACAAGAAGGUGGUUGAUCUGAAUCCAAUUAUUGAGAAAGAAGAGGUGCACUCUGAUGUGCCUAUCAUUGAUGAUGAGGUCCAUGGUAAAGAAAAAGUUCUUGAUACUUCAAAGGUUGCUGCUAAUACAAGCAAACACACUCUAAAAGGGGAUCUUCACGCUUUGACUCAGAUGUACAAAGAAAAGCCUCCCUUUCCUCAAAGGUUGGCAAUGAAAAAUGAUGAUGCUAAGUGCCAGAAGUUCUAUGAUCAGUUAAAGCAGUUAACGGUGAACUUUCCAUUCCUUGAUGUUGUCAAAGAGAUGCCCGAAUUUGCUAAGUUUAUGAAAGACCCGCUUACGAAGAAAAGGUCUGUUCAACAUGAGACGAUGAAUUUAACUCAUCGUGUGAGUUCGAUUAUUGCUUCUACCACAGUUCAGAAGAAGGAAGAUCUAGGGGCGUUUACCAUUCCGUGUAAUAUUGGGCUUCAUGCAUUCACCCGUUCCCUGUGUGAAAAUAGGACAAGUAUCAACUUAAUGCCCCUUGCUAUUUUCAAACAAUCUGAAUUGGGGAUGCCUAGACCUACUUCUAUGCGAUUACAGAUGGCGGACAGAUCUAUCAAGAAUCCAGUUAGGGUUAUAGAUGAUGUGUUGGCGCAAGUGGGUAAGUUCAUGCUGCCUGCUGAUUUCAUGAUUCUGGAUUGUGCGAUUGAUAGAGAUAUUCCCAUCAUCUUGGGAAGACCAUUCCUUGCUACGGGCAGAGCGCUUAUGGACUCUGAAAAGAAUGAAAUUAAGUUUCGAGUGAAUGAUGAAGAAGUGACUUUCCAAGCAAGCAAAGGGAUGAAGUUGCCAAGUACUUAUGAGAGUAUCUCAGUUAUUGAUUCGUUUGAUGGGAUUGAUGAUGCUGUCGAACAUAAAAUGGAAGAAGAAAGUCUGGGAGAAGCUCUUACUGCUAUUCUGAUGAACUUUGAUGCUGCUGAUAUGGAAGGCUACAUGGAAAUUAUAAAUGCGCUUGAGGGUCUAGGUUUUUACACUUACCACCCAAGAAAGCUCGAUCUUGACCUUGCAAAUAGAACUACUCCACUAGCUAAUCCUUCUAUUGUUGAGCCACCAAAGCUUGAGCUUAAGCAGCUCCCAUCAUACUUGAGGUAUAAGUUCCUUGAUCCGAAUAAGAAAUUGCCAGUGAUCGUUUCAAAGACUACUGACUGA
Molecule: messenger RNA, 1209 nt
Organism: Lycium ferocissimum
Lineage: Eukaryota; Viridiplantae; Streptophyta; Magnoliopsida; Solanales; Solanaceae
Exons: 1
Coding region: 1-1209 (402 amino acids)
Source: RefSeq, a predicted model, not a curated record